UGAUUAUUAUUUUUGGAGUGGUCAUUUCCAGUAUAUGUCAGCAUUUCUGUAAGGUGGUUACCGUGCAGUGAGUUCACACCAAUGGAGUGCAGUGAGCUGGGACACUGUGAGAUCUCAGCAAGCUAUUAAAGAACAUUGUGUGCACCCUACGCCGUCUUGCCACAUCUUUGAUCCUUGUGCUCAGGAUGCCUACCUGCAACUCUUUCUCUGGCCUUCGUUGGCUCCUGCUUUUUGCUCUAACAGAUGUACAAUCUGAGGACAGCUGGUUAGAAAAGCCCACUUUUCGUCCAGUGUUCACACAACGCCCAUUUAUGGUGGCAUGGAAUGCACCAACGCAGGACUGUCCCCCACGCUUCAAGGUCCGUCUGAACUUAGGGCUUUUUGAUCUUCAUGCCUCACCAAAUGAGGGUUUUGUAGACCAAAAUCUUACAAUCUUCUACCAUGAACGUCUUGGAUUAUACCCUUAUUUUGAUUCAAAUGGGGUAGCCAUCAAUGGAGGAGUUCCACAGAAUGCUAGUUUAAGGAACCACCUGGAUCGGUUGCAAGAUGGCAUCCAGAAGUACCUCCGUUCACCGGACAAGGAUGGGCUAGCAGUAAUUGAUUGGGAGGAGUGGCGCCCAAUUUGGGUACGGAACUGGAAUAACAAAGACAUCUAUAGGACUAAUUCACGACAACUUGUGGCUUUAAAGCACCCAACCUGGACCCCAGAACAGGUGAAUAAGCAAGCGCAGUAUGACUUUGAGAAUGAGGCUCGCUUCUUUAUGACUGACACUCUCCGGCAUGCUAAAAACUACAGACCUCGCCAGCUAUGGGGUUUCUACCUCUUCCCAGACUGCUACAACCAUGACUAUAUUAAAAAUAAUGACAGCUACACUGGCCGAUGCCCAGAUGUGGAGAAAUCACGCAAUGAUCAGCUGUCUUGGAUGUGGGAAGAAAGCACAGCCCUUUACCCAUCUAUCUAUAUGGACCAAAUGCUGGAGUCUUCUGAGAACGGGCGGAAAUUUGUACGGUCUCGGGUGAGAGAAGCAAUGAGGAUCUCACAAAAGCACCACAAGGGAUACUCCCUGCCUGUAUUUGUCUAUACUCGCCCUACCUACAUGCGCAAACUGGAUCUGCUUUCUCAGACAGAUCUCAUCUCCACUAUUGGGGAGAGUGCAGCCCAAGGGGCGGCUGGGGCUAUCUUCUGGGGCGAUGCAGAGUACACCAAAAGCAAGGAGUCCUGCCAGAAUAUAAAGACGUACAUAGAGGGGGAUUUGGGCCGAUACAUUGUGAAUGUAACCACUGCUGCGGAACUCUGCAGCCAUACGCUCUGUAAUGGGAAUGGUCGCUGCUUGCGCCGAGACAAUCAGACCAAUGCCUUUCUCCAUCUUAACCCUGCCAGUUUCCGUAUCGUCAGUAAUCCAGUUGGAGACAUUUCCCAAGAACCUCUGCUUCACGCUGAAGGCCAGCUGUCCGCUGAUGACAUUCGAUCUCUGCGUGAGCAGUUCCGAUGCCAAUGCUAUGUGGAGUGGUAUGGCGGCAGUUGUGGCACACAAAGGAGUACUCAGCGCAACACAGGGGCUUCUUGGCACUCUUGCGGGCACGUGUUGCUGAUGUCGCUAGUGGCACUUUUUCUAGCACUGCUGUAAAGAUGGGUAACGGCGGAUUUUAGGAUUGAACAGUAUUUAACACUACGGUGGAUUCAAGGUUUUGUGGCCGUAAUGAUGGGAGAGCCAGCUGAUUUUAUUAUCAAGUAGCUGCUGCACUAUUCUGGGCCAUUUUGGGUCACUUGACCUUUAUUUAUAUGUACUGUCCUCUAUUCCUGUCCACUGACUGAAUGUUCCUACCUCUAGGACUGUAUAUUAACUACCCAGCACCUCUAGUUGUCAGAGGAUGGGUGGAUAUAAGGGCUAUUGUCUCUGACAACCUCUGCAAGAGGGGUUUAUACAGAGCCCUGUAUUUUCUAGGACUGUGCAAUAUAUUUUUCUCUUCCUCCAGUAAAGGAGGAAGCUGCUUUUUAUAUCCAGUUACCUGCCAUAGAAGCUGCCAUUGAGUCUUUAAAAGUGCUGCAAACCCCAUACCUCUGUUUCUGGCAAACAAGUUGUUAAAGGCAAUAUAAGGCACUCAGGGAUCAGAAAUAAAAGCUGCCAUUCACCAACUGUGCCUUGACCAGAUGAGAACAGUGAAAGGGUUAGUCUGCCAUGGUAAUGCUAAGGGACCCAAGUGGUUGUCCUUUGCUGGGGAACCUAUGUCAACGGCAGCAAGGCAUGCUGGGAAAAGCUGCACCACAAAUCUGGAGCGGGUUAUCCAGACUAAAGAGAUUACCUUCUCCCCUCUCUCUCUCUCUCUCUCUACCUUUUCCUCCUGUGCAAACCAGACAGACGACACUAACUCGCAGGGGAACAAUAAAGUGUUGGAAAGAUCAA
Molecule: messenger RNA, 2405 nt
Organism: Bombina bombina (fire-bellied toad)
Lineage: Eukaryota; Metazoa; Chordata; Amphibia; Anura; Bombinatoridae
Product: hyaluronidase-2
Exons: 4
Coding region: 186-1628 (480 amino acids)
Biological process (GO): carbohydrate metabolic process; hyaluronan catabolic process
Molecular function (GO): hyaluronoglucuronidase activity; hyalurononglucosaminidase activity
Source: RefSeq, a predicted model, not a curated record